Cyprinodon variegatus (sheepshead minnow) is the source of this 3047-nucleotide messenger RNA. It is a transcript of the gene hepacama, whose product is annotated as hepatic and glial cell adhesion molecule. The transcript has 7 exons. The coding region runs from base 148 to 1476 and encodes 442 amino acids. The record is from RefSeq and is a predicted model, not a curated record. NCBI's taxonomy places the organism in Eukaryota, Metazoa, Chordata, Actinopteri, Cyprinodontiformes, Cyprinodontidae.
GUGGGGAGAGUGGGGCUCAGUGUGACCAGGCAGAGGCCAGAGUUGGAGGCAGGCAAGCAGUGGAGAGAGUGCUGUGCCACUGAGACGUGCCCAGGGUGGAUAAACCAUGCUCAAUAAACGGGAGAAAGACUCUGCCCAGGACACAAGAUGAAGGUGGAGAGGAAGCCCUCCUCUAAAAGUGACAACUUCAGGGACAUUCCUUCACUUCUGACAUUCUUCUGCCUCCUUCUCCUCCUCCUCUUUACAGGGAAGGCAUUGGGAGUAAACGUGACCAGCCAGACCCAGGUGGUGAGGGGCACGGUGGGCAGAGAGGCUCUUUUGUCGGUCAGCUACUCCAGUAGGAGCUCUGACAAACCUGUCAUCAAGUGGCAGGUGAAGAAGGACAAAGUGAAGCCUGUCACUGUCGUUCAGUCAAUCGGCACAGAAAUAAUUGGAAACCUAAGGCCUGAGUAUCGUAAUCGCAUCCUGGUGUUUGAGAAUGGCUCCCUGCAGCUUCAAAGACUGCAGCUAUCAGACGAAGGAAUGUACGAGGUCGAAAUUUCCAUCACAGAUGACACAUUCACUGGAGAGCACUACAUCGAGCUGACUGUGGAUGUUCCUGUGACAAAACCUUACAUCCAGAUGAUGGCCUCCUCAGUCCUUGAGUACAGUGAGCAUUUCAACCUCCACUGCUCCCAUGACAAUGGCACAAAGCCAAUCUACAGUUGGCUGAAAGGAGGGAAGGUGCUGACCAACGACACACGCCUGCUGCUUUCACACGACCAGAAGGUGCUGACUAUCUCUCGUGUUCUGAUGUCUGAUGAUGACAUCUAUGCCUGCACAGUGGAGAACCCCAUCAGCAGCAUGAAAAGCAUCCCUGUUCGGCUCACUGUCUACAGUUCAGGACGGAGCUCGUUAUACAUCAUCCUGUCCACCGGGGGAAUAUUCCUCCUAAUCACCCUGGUUACAGUGUGUGCUUGCUGGAAACCUUCCAAGAAGAAGCAUCGACCUGUUCCCCAAAGAGCUCCAGUUUAUAUGGAGCAAGGUGACAAUGGCCAUGAUGUUGAUGUGGUGCCAAAGCCAACUACUCUUGGCCGAAGGAGCCCUAUGCCUCUUUAUGUUCUCAACGAAGAUGAAACUUUGGAGCAUCUGGAAGAAUCAUCAGGCAACACUGCCAUCCAAUCAGAAAUUAAUAUCCCUGCUACCUAUGUCCCAGUCCUUCCUCCUACCACCAACAGAACUGAGCGGCCAAUCUGGUCGACACCCCGCAGGUACCCCCGGAGCCCCUCUCCCCUGGCACAGCCUCUCCCUCAGCCUCUUCCUGCUCCUAUUCUACGUCCGGUUUGUUCCCCGGCUCACUCCCCAGGAUCGUCCCCUCGCAGUUUCAGCCCAGUGAGGAGAGUUCGUCCUGCAGUGGGCAUCCCAACGAGCCACCUGCCUGUGGAGGCAGAGUGCUCAGAUCCCAGCGAUCAGACUCUCACUUCCUCACAGCACUGAUAGCCAUCGUGAUAAUAGUUUUCACCCAGAAUUAUGUAAAAUGUAUGUUUACUUUGGAUUCCACUUUCUAGGCUGACAGAUGGGUUUCACCUUUUUUAUGUUCCAGUAUUUAUGAUGCACUUCUUUCGACUAUGCACAAUAACUGGUACAAGUCAGUCUAAAAUAUUUUCCUAUCCACCAGCAUGUAGCUUAUCCUGUAAUUCAGUUUUCUGUAAUUUGAUUGAACUAUGAUGAAUUACAGAUUUUAAAGGUCCCAUAUUAUGCAAAAUGCACAUUACAAACCUUUUGUAACAGUUAUAUGUGUCCUGAAGCCUGUGUAUGAGGUUCACAAAUGAAAAAAAAAAACUUUGACUUCUAUCAUUGUCUUUCUCCACCUCUCAGCUGAUGUGUGCUCAAAAAUUUGUGUUUGAUAUUCCUGCCCCUUAUGAUGUCAUAAGGGGAAAUUAGCUGUCUAGAACGGUCUGUAGCAGCCCAUUGGUCGAGCUUUGGUUCUCAGUUUAUGUAUUAUUCAGUGCUCCUGGGCUAUCUUUAUGAGCUCUGACCAGUUGUCAUAGUUGCGAGUUGUGAGGGGGGGUCACCCUUCAGGAGGAAUUUCCCUGCAAAAACAUGCUCUGGGGGCCUUGUUAACAUUUUUAUUUUCAAAUGUAGAAUAAUAUGGGACCUUUAAAUGAAUUACAAAACAGAGUCCACAUUUAUUGGCACCCAUGUUAAAGAUAUAUAAAACUUAAUAAACUAAAGUGUGCUUUGUUGCUGUAGCAUAGUUUUUGACAAACAACAAUAAAAAAAAAAAGCCAAAUCAUUAAUAAAUAAAUUUGCAAACUCAGGAGAAUAAUUCCUAUGUUAAAAAAAUUUUUUUUUUAGGUCAAACUUGCCCCGUCAAUCCCAUCGCGCCUUUUUUUUACCUAGCAGGACAGCACUUUGUCUAUUUCUAUCAAAUUUGACAAGAUGAUGGCAUAAAUAGAGAGGGAUCUUUAACCAUACCCCUUUGCACGUCCAUUAUAAUGUUCAUCUUACCAAGUUUACCAAAUUUCUUUUUAAAUGUUUAUUUACACUAAAAUGUUAUGAUAUCAUCCACUCAAGUAAGGUUCCAGAGGGCUAUUGAAGGAAAAACAAGCCCAAAGCAUUAGAGGGCCUCCUCCAAAUGUAACAGUGGAUGUAGUCCUCAGAAUCUUUUAACUGUUUAUCUGGGGGAAAAUAAGGCUUCAGAUAUAUUUUUAAAAGGUUUUAUUUAGCACCAGGGAUUUUGUUAACUAGUCCUUCUUAAUAAGGUAUUAUCCCAGCAUUAAACAAAUUAUACUCAAAUUGAUUGAUGGUUUGUUUUUCAAGAAGAAAAACCUAAGAAAUUUUGCUACUCCAAUGUAAGAUGGGGUGCCAAUAAAUGUGGCACCACUUCUGAGGCCUUCACACAAUAUUAUUAGAGGUUAAUAGUUUCUGUUUUGAAGUAUUUGUUUAUUUUCCUUUCAACACACUAAACAGUUUUUUCCCUCCAAAUUAGGUCACUUUAUAACAUAAGGAUGAAAAGCUUUUCACUAUAUGUUGUAUUUAGUCAUGAAUGUUAUAAAUAAAUAAAU